GAGCCGCCUGGGGUUACCACAAGCAGCAGCGUUGGACAAGGUCAGCAUGGCUUUCCAGCAGCCUAUUCUGAACCCGAUUGUCCCCUUUUCUGGACCCAUCUUUGGAGGCCUGAGUGAAGGGAAGAUGGUGUUAAUCCAAGGAAUAGUUCAACCCUUCGUGAAAAGUUUUGGGGUGAACCUGCGGUGCGGGAAUGGGGACAUCGCCUUCCACUUUAAUCCGCGUUUCAAUGAGGGCCGCCCGAUGGUUGUAUGCAACACCGAGCAGAACGGCUGUUGGGGGGCGGAGGAAAGGACCUACCACUUGCCUUUCCAGCCGGGCAUCUACUUCGAAGUGAUCAUCAACGUCAAGGGCCACUGCUAUCAGGUCUCUGUGAAUGGUCAGCACUUCCUGGAGUACAGACACCGCCUUCCCCUUCAUACUGUCCAGAUCCUGGAGAUCAAAGGGGACGUGACUGUGAACUGCAUCAACUUCACAAGCCCCAGUAUCUCCAAUGUGUUUGCCCAGCCAGUCUACGGGGCUCCAGCUCCCACAAGGAAGAAAGUGAAGAACUUCCCAGGACAGGUGCCAGCUGCCUUGCACAACACUCCUAUGACUGUGACCAACCCGGUCGUCCCAUUCCAAGUGGCCAUCCCAGGGAGUAUCUCCCGGGCCCGCAAGAUCACCAUUGUGGGGAACGUGCCUUUCCAUGCAAACAGCUUUCAUAUCAAACUGAAAAACAGCAUGACCGGCAACAUCGCCCUGCACAUCAACCCACGGCUGAGGGAGAGGGCGCUGGUUCGGAACACCCAAACGCACGGCACUUGGGGCUCAGAGGAGAGGCACCUCUCCACCCUGCCUUUCGCGCCAGGCCAGGCUUUCCAGAUGGAGAUAAUGAACACGCGGAACUGCUACCAGGUCUCGGUGAAUGGGCUGCACGUGUUUGACUAUGUCCACCGCCUCCCUGCCAACCAGGUGGACCAGCUACAGAUAGCGGGGGAUGUGACACUCUCCUGUGUGCAGUACUGAUGGCCCCUCCUGGGCCACUAAAUUCUCACUAUUUGACUCAUCCUCCACUCCACAGCCCUCUCAUCAUCUUCAUUCAACAGCUCCACUGCCAAGCCUGGAGAUCUCAGCCACCAAAUCUCACAUCAUACAGAAACUCUGAAGUCUCACUACGGGGGUUGGGGGAGAGAAAGGCUUCUCUCAUUGUCUCAUUGUCUCUUUUUUGUCUAUAUGCAUUUCUGAUACUGUAGCUUAAAGCAGUGGUUCUCAACCUUUCCAGACUAUUGUACCCCUUUCAGGAGUUUGAUUUGUCUUGUGUAUCACAAGUUUCACCUCGCUUAAAAACUACUUGCUUACAAAUCAGAGAUAAAAAUACAAAAGUGUCACAGCCACACUAUUACUGAGGAAGUGCUGACUUCCUCAUGUUGACUAUGUAAUUAUAAAAUAAAUCGACUGGAAUAUAAAUAUUGUACUUACAAUUCA
Emys orbicularis (European pond turtle) is the source of this 1465-nucleotide messenger RNA. Its product is annotated as galectin-4-like. The record is from RefSeq and is a predicted model, not a curated record. The coding region runs from base 47 to 1006 and encodes 319 amino acids. Lineage: Eukaryota; Metazoa; Chordata; Testudines; Emydidae. The transcript is spliced from 10 exons. Gene Ontology annotation, molecular function: carbohydrate binding.